Molecule: messenger RNA, 525 nt
Organism: Trametes versicolor FP-101664 SS1
Lineage: Eukaryota; Fungi; Basidiomycota; Agaricomycetes; Polyporales; Polyporaceae
Exons: 2
Coding region: 1-525 (174 amino acids)
Source: RefSeq, a predicted model, not a curated record
AUGUCACGGCCUUCGCUGGAUGUUGGUCAGGACCCGACCCAGCUCUCCUCCUUCCAUAAGGAUAUCGAUCUGCCCGACCUCCUCCUGCCUGUUCUUCACACGAGACACAAAGUCGUGGCCGGCCGCUCUCCCGCCUCGUCCUCGCCGACCACCCGCCACGCCCCUCGAUCGCCGCCACGCUGCGCCCUGGCCCGCGCACAAUAUUGCCUCCGAGCACACGCCGCCGCCCGUGUGCGCCGCGCUCUCUUGGCCCCCGUCCCCCCGUCAUCACUUAUCUCCGAGUCCUCCGCACAAACCUUCGCGGGCUUUCGCCCCGCCUCCUCCUCAGCCGCCAUCAGCCCUCCUGACCGCACCCUAUCAUUUCCAGACCCAUGGCCCGCCCUCUCGCACACCCACGCACCGACCACGACCGACUCCCGGCGCGCUGUUUACCCCCAGUUUCCCCACAAGGCACCCCGAGUACCUGUAUACCUCGCCCGGCUACCCUCUCUCGCGCACAACCCCGAGCGCGUCCCUGAGGCCUGA